Messenger RNA from Trichechus manatus latirostris (Florida manatee), 4523 nucleotides. It is a transcript of the gene TECPR2, whose product is annotated as tectonin beta-propeller repeat containing 2. Bases 116 to 4354 code for a protein of 1412 amino acids. NCBI's taxonomy places the organism in Eukaryota, Metazoa, Chordata, Mammalia, Sirenia, Trichechidae. The transcript has 20 exons. Gene Ontology annotation, molecular function: protein binding. The record is from RefSeq and is a predicted model, not a curated record.
UCCUCGGGCCAGCCCGGGCCGACGAGUCCGGAGGGGCUACCGCGGGAGCCCCCAGGUUUCCCUCGAUGCCAGAGUCCCUUUUCCUGCCAGAAGGUCGUCUGUGGAAACCUCAGCCAUGGCUUCACUCUCAGAGCCCGUGACAUUCAGAGAGUUCUGCCCUCUGUACUAUCUCCUCAAUGCCAUUCCCACAAAGAUCCAGAAGGGUUUCCGCUCUAUCGUGGUCUACCUCACGGCCCUCGAUACCAACGGGGACUAUAUCGCGGUGGGCAGCAGCAUCGGCAUGCUCUACCUGUACUGCCGGCAGGUCAACCAGAUGAGGAAGUACAACUUCGAGGGCAAAACUGAGUCCAUCACAGUGGUGAAGCUGCUGAGCUGCUUCGACGACCUUGUGGCUGCAGGCACGGCAUCGGGCAGGGUGGCAGUGUUUCAGCUCGUGUCUUCAUUACCGGGGAGAAAUAAACAGCUUCGGAGGUUCGAUGUCACCGGUAUUCACAAAAAUAGUAUCACAGCUCUGGCUUGGAGCCCCAAUGGGAUGAAGUUGUUCUCUGGAGAUGACCGAGGGAAAAUCGUCUAUUCUUCUCUGGAUCUAGACCAGGGUGUCUGCAACUCCCAUUUGGUGUUGGAAGAGCCGUCUUCAAUCGUGCAGCUAGAUUAUAGCCAGAAAGUGCUGCUCGUCUCCACCUCACAAAGAAGUCUGCUCUUCUACACUGAAGAAAAAUCUGUCAAGCAAAUUGGCACACAACCGAGGAAGACCGCUGGGAAAUUCGGUGCCUGUUUUAUACCAGGACUCUGUAAGCAAAGCGAUCUAACCCUGUACGCGGCAAGGCCUGGGCUCCGGCUGUGGAAGGCCAACGUCCAGGGGACUGUUCAGGCCACAUUCAUCUUAAAAGAUGUUUUUGCCGGGGGAGUCAAGCCUUUCGAACUGUACCCGCGUCUGGAACCCGCCGACAGGGGAAGCUGCAGUGCGCCCGAGAAGCACCUGGGGCUGGUCUCGUGUUUCUUUCAAGAAGGCUGGGUGUUGAGCUGGAAUGAGUAUAGUAUCUAUCUUUUGGACACCAUCAACCAGGUCACAAUUGCAGGUUUAGAAGGAUCAGGUGAUAUCGUGUCUGUUUCCUGCACAGAAAAUGAAAUCUUCCUCUUAAAGGGAGAUAGGAACAUUAUCAGAAUUUCGAGCAGGCCCGAAGGAUUAGCAUCAAUAGGGAGAGAUGGUCUGGAACCGUCAGGGUGUGCUGAGCGCAUCCAUGUACAGCGUGUGGAGAAGCCGCCAGGGGCCGCAGUGUCUAAGACGCGGCUCCGGGGCUCCUCCGUGGCCAGCUCGGCAGCCAGCGAGCCCAGGAGCCGGAGCAGCUCGCUCAACUCCACGGAUAGCAGCUCCGGGCUCCCACCACCCAGCCCCCAGGCCACCUCCGAGCCCGUGCAGGGCAGCCAGCCCUCCUCGCAGAGAUUCAGCGUGAUUAGCUCGGAAGACUUCGACCAAGAGCUUGUUGUGAAACCUAUCAAAGUGAAGAAGAGGAAGAAGAAGAGGAAACCAGAAAGUGGGAGCAGGAGCGCCUGCCACAGCUCCCUGGAGUCGACUCCGUGCUGCGAGCUUCCCGGUGGGAGCCCCCACUCCCUGACCUCGGACUUGCUCUCCAUCACCUCGAGUGUCCUGGGCAGCAGUGUGGACCAGCUGAGCACAGUGUCCCCCGACCCGGAGAGCAGCCUCUGCAGGGAGCUAAACGGUGGCCUGCCGGAGAACAAUGACUCCGAGACAUUUAGUGUGCUGGAGGUCCCCGAGUCCACUCCUGACUUCCUGGGUGAAGAGAGUGAGGACAGAGCUGAAACCCCACAGUGUGACCCUGCGGGUGAUGCGGACCCAUUCCGGGGAUGGCAUGAUGUGCCCUUGUUCCUGGGGGGCAACGUGGACCCAGAACUCGGAGAGGAGCAGGGUCCUGCAGAGGACAGGCCCAGCCAAGAGCCGACACCCUUCCAAGAACCGAACAGCUCUGCUAAGUUGCAUGAGGCAGAAAAUAUAGAGCCUGACAGCCCCCCGAGCAUGUCUUCUGAAGUCCCCCUCCCGGACCUUCUCACUGAGCCUUCCAGCCUUGGUGUGGAGCAGCUGCCGCCUGGGCCCAGUGCUGACGGGGGCUGUGCCACAGAGCCCAGGGAGGAGCAAAGCUUCCUGAUGGGUGUCGGGGGCCCCAGCCUCCUCGGCCCACAUCCCUGGCAUGAUGUUCCCAGAGAUGACACAAGUCAGGCAGAAGUGGCCGAUUCCAAAUGUGACUGGGGGAGCAGGGGGGGAGAGUUGAAUCUUCCAGUCUCUGCCUUGGCAGGCAGUGCCCGUGGGCCUCAGCUCGAGCAGCCAUCACGGGACCAGGUAUCCGCCUCCAGCGAUGAGGAGGACAUCUAUGCCCACGGGCUUCCCUCGUCAUCUUCUGAGGCCAGCGUGACGGAGCUUGGAGGCAGCCGCUCACUCCCAGACCUGGGCCGGCAAGGCACAGAUGCCACCGGGCUGCUGAAGGCUGACCAGUUUGCAGAGAGCUGGAUGGGCUACUCCGGCCCUGGCUAUGGCAUCCUCAGCCUGGCGGUCUCCGAGAAGUACCUUUGGUGCCUGGACUACAAAGGCGGGCUGUUCUGUAGCGCGCUGCCGGGUGCCGGCCUGCGGUGGCAGAAGUUUGAAGACGCUGUCCAGCAGGUGGCAGUCUCGCCUUCAGGAGCCCUUCUCUGGAAGAUUGAACAGAAGUCCAACCGCGCUUUUGCUUGCGGAAAAGUCACUAUCAAGGGGAAGCGGCACUGGUAUGAAGCUCUGCCCCAGACAGUAUUUGUGGCGUUGAGCGAUGACACGGCCUGGAUUGUCAGGACAAAUGGAGAUCUGUACCUGCAGACAGGCCUCAGCGUGGACCGCCCGUGUGCCAGAGCUGUGAAGGUCGACUGCCCAUACCCACUGUCCCAGAUCACAGCCCGCAACAGCGUGGUAUGGGCGCUGACUGAGCAGCGGGCCCUGCUGUACCGCGAGGGCGUGAGCAGCUUCUGCCCCGAGGGCGAGCAGUGGAAGUGUGACAUCGUCAGUGAGAGGCAAGCGUUGGAGCCUGUCUGCAUUGCCCUUGGGGACCAGCAGACACUCUGGGCCCUGGACACCCGCGGAAACCUGUGGUUCAGAACCGGCGUGGUUUCCAAGAAGCCGCAAGGAGACGACGACCAUUGGUGGCAAGUGAGCAUCACAGACUACGUGGUGUUUGACCAGGGCAGCCUGUUCCAGACAAUAAUCCACGCCACGCACUCGGUGGCCACCGCGGCACAAGCGCCCGUCGAGAAGGUGGCGGACAAGCUGCGCAUGGCGUUCUGGUCUCAGCAGCUCCAGUGCCAGCCCAGCCUCCUGGGUGUCAACACCGGUGGUGUCUGGCUCUCCUCGGGCAGGAACGAGCUCCACGUCGCCAAGGGCAGCCUUAUAGGCACUUACUGGAAUAAUGUUGUUCCCCGUGGGACAGCUUCUGCAACAAAAUGGGCCUUUGUACUGGCCUCCGCAGCUCCCUCAAAGGAAGGAAGCUCCCUGUGGCUGUGCCAGAGCAGCAAGGACCUGUGCUGCGUCAGCACCCAGAGCGCCCAGUCCCGGCCCUCCACCGUGCAGCUGCCCCCUGAUGCUGAGAUGAGGGCCUACGCCGCCUGCCAGGACGCGCUGUGGGCGCUGGACAGCCUCGGCCAGGUGUUCAUCAGGACGCUGUCCUGGAGCUGCCCCACGGGGAUGCACUGGACUCGGCUGGACCUUUCCCAGCUAGGAGCUAUAAAGCUGACAAGCUUGGCAUGUGGAAAUCAGCACAUCUGGGCCUGUGAUUCCAGGGGUGGUGUUUACUUUCGCGUCGGAACCCAGCCUCUCAACCCCAGUCUGAUGCUUCCUGCCUGGAUAAUGAUUGAGCCACCUGUCCAGCCCGCCGGGGUCAUCUUGGUGAGCAUCCACUCCAGCCCCAACGACCAGAUGCUUUGGGCAAUUGACAACAAGUGGAACGUGCACGUCCGCACUGGGAUCACCGACGAGAUGCCAGUGGGGACCGACUGGGAGCACGUGCCAGGGCUACAGGCCUGUCAGCUGACGCUGAGCACAAGGACUGUGUGGGCCCGCUGUCCUAAUGGAGACGUCGCCCGGCGGUACGGUGUCACCGACAAGAACCCUGCUGGAGACUACUGGAAGAAAAUUCCUGGGAACGUGUCAUGUGUCACAGUGACGGCCGCUGAUGAGCUGUGGGCAAUCGGCCCCCCAGGCUACCUCCUCCAGCGGCUGACAAGAACAUUCAGCCAUUCACACGGCGCCCAGAAGGGCAGCCUGGCCACUGCCACAACCCACCCCGAGGACUUUGAGGAUGAGUGGGAGGUCAUCUGAAGGAGCGCUAGGGGCCGAUGCACUCAGGAAGGGAGCUGCGACUUCUGCAGGGGCCACGGCGGGGCUGAGCCGCUCCCACGGACAUGCCUCAUCGGCCUCGUCUGGCCAGGCCAGCCACCCACGCUUGCUGUCAUCUGUCUCUCUCCGUCUUAUCCAGAACGCACAGCCU